This is a messenger RNA of Cricetulus griseus (Chinese hamster), 3084 nucleotides long. Lineage: Eukaryota; Metazoa; Chordata; Mammalia; Rodentia; Cricetidae. The record is from RefSeq and is a predicted model, not a curated record.
AUUUCCAGGACUUCCACCUGUCAACAAUGUGGCACCCCCUUAUGCAUCAGGCCAACCUCUGCCACCGUCAUCUUACCCAGGCCCUGGGUCCACUUCCUCUGUAAGCCAGCUGGGCAGUCAGUUCAACUCCAUGCAGAUCAACAGCUACGGUGUGGGCGUGACUCCCCAGAGCCAGGCUCCCCCUGGCCCUCAGUCAGCAGGCUCCUUCCAGGGGCCUCCACAGCCUCCACAGCCAUCUAUUUUGCAGCCAGGAUCUCAGGUUCCACCACCGCCCCCCACUGCCCUGAAUGGCCCUGGGCCUACUCCUCUGAAUGCCCAGUACCAGCCCCCACCCCCAGCAGGCCAGACCCUGGGUGCUGGCUACCCUCCACAGCAAGCAACCAGCUAUGGACCACAGAUGGGAGGUGCACAGUUGUCUUACCCAGGAGGCUUCCCUGGGGGCCCUGCACAGAUGGCUGGCCCACCACCACAGCUCCAGAGAAAGCUGGAUCCUGACUCCAUCCCCAGCCCUAUUCAAGUGAUCGAGAAUGACAGGGCCACCAGAGGCGGACAAGUCUACACUACCAACACCAGAGGCCAGGUGCCUCCACUGGUCACCACAGACUGUAUGAUUCAAGACCAAGGCCACUCGAGCCCCCGGUACAUUCGCUGCACCACCUACUGCUUCCCGUGCACAUCUGACAUGGCUAAGCAAGCUCAGAUCCCACUAGCUGCUGUCAUCAAACCCUUUGCUGACAUUCCAUCAAAUGAGACCCCCUUGUACUUGGUCAAUCACGGCGAGAGCGGACCAGUGCGGUGCAACAGGUGCAAAGCCUACAUGUGCCCGUUCAUGCAGUUCAUUGAAGGCGGAAGGCGUUAUCAGUGUGCAUUUUGCAACUGUGUGAAUGAAGUUCCUCCAUUCUAUUUCCAACAUCUGGACCACAUUGGAAGGAGAGUGGACCACUAUGAGAAGCCAGAGCUGUCGCUGGGAUCCUAUGAAUAUGUCGCUACUUUGGAUUACUGCAGAAAGAAUAAGCCUCCCAACCCACCAGCCUUUAUCUUCAUGAUCGAUGUCUCAUACAGUAACAUAAAGAAUGGACUCGUCAAGCUCAUAUGUGAAGAACUGAAGACUGUGCUGCAGAGACUGCCCAAGGAGGAGCAUGAAGAGACAUCUGCAAUUCGAGUUGGUUUUAUCACAUACAACAAAGUUCUCCACUUCUUUAAUGUGAAGAGUAAUUUGGCCCAACCUCAGAUGAUGGUGGUGACGGAUGUUUCAGAGGUCUUUGUUCCUUUGUUGGAUGGGUUCCUUGUCAACUAUCAAGAAUCUCAAUCUGUGAUUCACAAUUUAUUGGACCAGAUUCCCGAGAUGUUUGCUGACUCUAACGAAAACGAGACAGUCUUUGCUCCCGUCAUCCAGGCUGGCAUGGAAGCACUUAAGGCAGCAGAGUGCCCUGGGAAGCUAUUCAUCUUCCAUUCCUCCUUGCCUACUGCAGAGGCACCGGGAAAGCUCAAGAACAGAGAUGAUAAAAAGCUGCUUAACACAGACAAAGAGAAGAUACUUUUUCAGCCCCAAACAGCUGUCUAUGAGUCUCUGGCCAAGGACUGUGUGGCCAAUAGCUGCUCGGUGACUCUCUUCCUCUUUCCCAGUCAGUAUGUGGACGUGGCUUCCUUGGGGCUGGUUCCUCUGCUCACCGGAGGAACUCUGUACAAGUACAAUGUUUUUCGGGUUAAUUUGGAUAGCCAACAGUUUUUGAAUGACCUCCGAAAUGAUAUUGAGAAGAAAAUAGGCUUCGAUGCUAUUAUGAGGGUUCGUACCAGCACAGGUUUUAGGGCCACUGAUUUCUUUGGUGGAAUAUUUAUGAACAACACCACGGAUGUAGAAAUGGCAGCCAUCGACUGCGAUAAGGCCGUGACUGUCGAGUUCAAGCAUGAUGACAAGCUCAGUGAGGAUGCUGGAGCCUUGAUCCAGUGCGCUGUGCUCUACACGACCAUCGGUGGCCAGCGACGACUUCGGAUCCACAAUCUUGCCUUAAACUGCAGCACCCAGCUAGCAGACCUCUACAAGAGCUGUGAAACAGAUGCCCUUAUCAACUUCUUUGCCAAGUCAGCUUUUAAAGCAGUUUUGAACCAGCCUUUGAAAGUCAUCCGGGAAAUUCUAGUUAAUCAGACUGCCCACAUGCUGGCGUGUUACCGGAAGCACUGUGCUAGUCCAUCUGCAGCAAGCCAGCUUAUACUGCCAGAUUCUAUGAAAGUACUGCCUGUGUACAUGAACUGUUUGUUAAAAAACAGUGUGCUGCUCAGCAGACCAGAGAUCUCCCCUGAUGAACGGGCAUACCAACGGCAGCUGGUCAUGACCAUGGGUGUGGCUGACACCCAGCUCUUCUUCUAUCCACAGCUCCUGCCAAUACACACAUUAGAUGUGAAAAGCACAGGGAUGCCGGCUGCUGUCCGCUGCUCCGAGUCCCGACUCUCCGAAGAAGGAAUGUUCCUACUGGCUAAUGGUCUGAACAUGUUCUUAUGGCUCGGAGUGAGUAGCCCACCAGAUCUGAUUCAAGGAAUAUUUAAUGUGCCAUCAUUUGCACAUAUCAACACAGACAUGACAUCACUGCCCGAGGUGGGAAGUCCACCCUCUCAACAACUCCGAAUGAUAAUGAACAAUAUCCAGCACAAGAAGCCAUACUCAAUGAAGCUCAUCAUCGUGAAGCAGCGAGAGCAGCGGGAGAUGGUUUUCCGACAGUUCCUGGUGGAAGAUAAAGGACUCUAUGGAGGAUCAUCUUACGUGGAUUUCCUCUGCUGUGUCCACAAGGAGAUCUGCCAACUGCUUAACUGAGGAGUACCCUCCCAUCCCACUGAGGGGGCAUUUCAGAGGAGACAGCCUCCAACUUGGUGCCUAAUUUUCCCAAUGAUAGUAGGCUAGUUUUAAUUUCUUGAUAAUUUUCAGGAUAGCUUGCCAAGACAGCACAUAGACCUUCAGCUUUGGUGCUCGGGUCACAAGCCCGUGAAGUGUGGUGGUACCAUAAAGGGAACAGUCUAUUUCUGGCUGUUCUGCUUCUAAUUUCUAAAGCUGACAGUUUGCAUUUCAUAAAUACAUAGUUUACAGAACCA